Molecule: messenger RNA, 5493 nt
Organism: Betta splendens (Siamese fighting fish)
Lineage: Eukaryota; Metazoa; Chordata; Actinopteri; Anabantiformes; Osphronemidae
Product: leucine-rich repeat and fibronectin type-III domain-containing protein 2
Exons: 6
Coding region: 1237-3603 (788 amino acids)
Cellular component (GO): cell surface; postsynaptic density membrane
Molecular function (GO): protein binding
Source: RefSeq, a predicted model, not a curated record
UUCCUGCAGCGGGAAACAGCGCGCACCGCUAACUUCAUUUUCAAAGGUCUGGCAAGCGAUAUAAGACCCAGAUUACCCGUAGUCCUGAUAGGCUACUUUGUUGCUGUGAACGCUAAACACCUCUAAGCAGACACUAAUCCGUGGUCGGACCUUAAUCUUCUGUAGACAACGGGCUACUCGGUGCGCACGGUGCCAAAGUGGCACUUUACGCAUAAUUACCGCCACGGUUCCGCUCCAUUGUGUGUGCGUAAAUGCGCCAUAGUUGAGUGUGUCUCGGUUCUGUCCCCUGUGCCUCUUCUCCUAGCGGGCUCGGUGAUACUUCGUGGCGUUUGUGCCAUCUAAGGUUUUCCGCCGCUCCAUUGCAGUAUUUCUAAUGCAGAGACUUCACACCGAGGGUCGCACCUUUCAUUCUUUUUUACUUUCGACUCGGAUACGCGUUUCGGAGGCAAAGAGAACCGAGCAAUUACAAGGACUACUUCGCUGCGAAGUAGGCUUACUAUUGCACCGCGGGGAGUAGCGGAAAAGAAACGCCUGUGUCAUGUAGCAGCACUCCCGAAAAAAAGCACCAGCAUGGAAAUAUACACGAGCCAACACCAGCUUGCUAUUUUUACUUGAAAGGAAAACUGCAAAUAUUCUGUGAAGCUCUACGUCGCAACGUGGCUCCCGGCGAAAGCGCAGGUUUCCAGAGCAUCUGCUGGUAGAAAUUCUUGUCAAGGAGAAGCGCGAGAGAAGAAGCGACAUGCUGCUGGGCAGGCAGCUGCUAGGGCAGAUCGUCUCCUGGAAUUACGGGGUGACUGGGAAAGGUGCGACUUUAUCCUGAGACCAGGGAGGGUACUGUACCGUACAGCUUCUGCAAUGGAUAGUUGUCCGUUUAUGAAGGUGAAAAAGUAAACGGAUGAGGUGGACGGGCUUCUGCCUUAGUGCACGCAACGCAUCGCGUCACCUCGACACGUUCAUCCGUGGGAGGAGGGGGAGACUUGGGAUUGUUUGCUGGCUGCAGGAGGGAUUCAAGGUGAUCUGGAUCCAACAGCAGCACAUGUGACAGCUCCCAAGAACUGGACCCCACAUUAUUGACACGAGUCAAUAUGUGUUUGGAUACCUGACCUGACCAAACAGCUGAUCCUAUUACUGAUCAAUCGUCUAGUUCUUUUAGAGUGAAUGUGUGGCCUUGAGGUGUUUUCAAGGGACCAUAUGGCACAAUACCACAUGAUAUAGGUCCCCUUCCUGUGAACUAACAUGGACAAGGUGGUCAUCAGUCUCCUGCUUCUGGGAACAGCGGUUACGAUGGUCCAUGCAUGUCCCAAAUAUUGCGUCUGCCAGAACCUCUCGGAGUCUCUGGGGACUCUGUGCCCAUCCAAAGGUCUGCUGUUCGUCCCACCGGACAUUGACCGCCGAACUGUCGAGCUCAGACUGGGUGGCAAUUUUAUCCUCAAAGUCAGCACUCAGGACUUUGCCAACAUGACAGGUCUGGUGGAUCUAACCUUGUCUCGCAACACCAUUAGCGCCAUCCAGCCUUUUUCUUUCAUCGACCUGGAGACUCUCCGAUCGCUGCAUCUGGACAGUAACCGGUUGACCGAGUUGGGGCCAGAUGACCUCCGAGGUCUGGUCAACCUGCAGCACCUGAUCCUAAACAACAAUCAGUUGAAUCGCAUCUCCAAAGCAGCCUUUGAUGACUUGUUAAUGACACUGGAGGACCUAGAUUUAUCAUAUAAUAACCUGCGCAGUGUGCCUUGGGAAGCCAUCCGCAAGAUGGUAAACCUUCAUCAGAUGAGUCUGGACCACAACCUUAUCUCUUUUAUUGCUGAGGGCACUUUUACAGACCUGGACAAACUGGCUCGCUUGGAUCUCACCUCCAAUCGCUUGCAGAAACUGCCUCCAGACCCGAUCUUUGCUCGCUCCCAGAGCGGCGUUGUGUUUAGCACUCCCUACGCCCCUCCACUCUCGCUGAGCUUUGGUGGAAACCCACUGCACUGCAACUGUGAGGUGCUCUGGCUCAGGAGGCUUGAUCGUGAGGACGAUAUGGAAACGUGCGCGUCCCCCGCCAGUCUCAAGGGGCGCUACUUCUGGUCAGUCCGUGAGGAGGAGUUUGUGUGCGAGCCGCCACUGAUCACGCAGCAUACACACAAGCUGCUGGUGCUGGAAGGCCAGACAGCUAGCCUGCGCUGCAAAGCUGUUGGUGACCCGAUGCCCACUGUCCACUGGGUCGCUCCCGAUGACCGCUUGAUCAGCAACUCCUCCAGAGCCACAGUGUAUGACAACGGCACCCUCGACAUAACAGUCACCACAGCUAAGGAUUAUGGGACCUUCACUUGUAUCGCUGCCAACGCGGCCGGAGAAUCCACAGCCUCCAUUGAGCUGUCUAUAAUUCAGCUCCCCCACCUGAGUAAUGGGACCAAUCGUACUACACAGUCCAAAUCAGGCCUUUCAGACAUAACUAGUUCUACUAAGAUCAGUAAAGGGGAGCCUAAACCUCAGCCAGAGAAAGCUGUGUCUGUAUCAGAAGUAACUGCUGUCACCGCUCUGAUCAAGUGGACUGUUACCAAAUCAACACCAAAGGUCAAAAUGUAUCAGCUUCAGUAUAACUGCUCUGAAGACGAAGUUCUCAUUUACAGGAUGAUUCCGAUGACUAGCAGAGCGUUCGUAGUCACCAACCUCGUUGCGGGGAUGCAGUACAACUUGUGUGUUUUGGCCAUCUGGGACGACACUGCCACCACCCUCACGGCCACUAACAUCGUGGGUUGUGUCCAGUUCAUCACCAGGGAGGACUAUGCCCAGUGCCAGUCCAUCCACAGCGGCUUCCUGGGCGGCACCAUGAUCCUAGUCAUCGGCGGCAUCAUUGUGGCCACGCUGCUCGUCUUCAUCAUCAUCCUCAUGGUGCGCUACAAGGUGAGCAGCAGCAUUCAGACCAACAAACUCCCCUCCGUGAGCAACACCUACUCGCAGACCAAUGGGGGGCUGAACAGGUUCAAUGGUGCCCCGCCGCAAGUCAAGUCCACGGUGGUGGUCAUGCGCGAGGAAAUGCUGGAGUUUAAGUGUGGAUCCCUCCAGAGCAGCCUCUCCUCGUCAUCCUCGUCUUCUAAUUCCUUAGACAGCCACGCAGGAAAAGUGGCUGCCGACCGCUACAGCAUGCAAGGCAGCGAAUGCAGCACCCUGCCCAGCAGCAAGUUCCGGAGGCACGGACACGGUGCCAAGACAAGGCAGAACCUGGACCACCUUCUAGGGGCGUUCACCUCACUGGAGUUGAGAGGAGUAACAAAGGACCACCAGGGGACUUCUGGCCCCUGCACGAGUUCCAACGCUAUGAUGGUGGCUGCCACGGCACCCCCAUCCGACAAAGAACCCCUGCUGGGAAGGGCCGAGUCCACCACCAUGCUGGGGCGUCUCCUAGGGCUGCCACAGGAGAGUAAGCCCAAGAGGAGCCACUCGUUUGACAUGGGGCACGUGGGUGCCGCGCAGUGUCGCAGCAGUCACCCCCGCAGGAUCAGCAACAUCUGGACUAAACGCAGUCUUUCGGUCAACGGCAUGCUGCUGCAGUACGACGACAGUGAGGACGAGAAGCCCGCCGGGGAGAGCUCUGAGUGGGUCAUGGAGAGCACAGUUUGAGUACAGUUGGCGAACGGUGAGGUUCGUGGCCAAACAAUAAAUUGAUAUCAGGAACUAAAGGAGCAUGAGUGCAGCAGGAGCAAAGCUGCUACUGAGUCUGACGUGAGAUGAAUUUAUGUGAACAAACCCCUCACACCUGGUUGGGAUCAGAACUGUGUGCCGGACUCUAACUGUAUGGAAAAAAAAGUUUAGAUUGAAACAACAUGGAAUGUUUUAUUGAUCAUAUAUAUGAACGAUCCACAAGGCUUAGGGCAAAGGAAGGUCAAAUGAAGAUGAAGUAAUUCAAACUGGAUUUACUUACAAAAAAAGAGUCUCGAGUGCGGUGAACUCAACUGCACAUCGGACCCUCAACUUGAAGUGGGGCUACUGCAGCAGUAGAGGGACAGGAGGCAUGAACAAAACACUAAAACACAGUCAUUGUUAUUUUCCUUUGGGUUUUUCUAUCAUUUCUACUAUUUAUUAUUUGAGAUGAUUCAUCAGCAGGCAGAAGUUUGUAGUUGUAACUGAUACGAACGCACAGAAGCUUCUCUAACACUUCACACGUGUAUCGAUCCAGAUUCAAUCAGUUAGAAAAUGGUUUCUAAAUAACAACAUUGGCAUCAGAAACAGUAAAUUUCUACCUCAGGUUGUGUAUAAUAUGAGGUUAUUUAUAUAUAAAGACAAGUGGAAAUACGACUAAACUCACGUGCACUCUAUGGAUUAUUGUACAGCUCAACACACAGUUCUCUACUUGUUUGCAGAUGUAGCCUGCACGCUAAAUCCAGUGAGUUUCCAGCUCUGGUCCUUUUGAGCGCUUUGAGGCUCCCCCCACCAGUUAACGCUGGUGACAAUGGUCCCUGGAGGCUGAAAGGCCAUUGAUGCAGAUGGGUAUUCGCCUCAGGAUACGAUUGCAGAUUAUAUCAGCACUUAUUGCAGGUGUUUGAAAUCCAUCAGGCCCAACCCACAGCGGGAUGUAUUAUUCCGCUGUAAGUCAACAAACAAAAGAGCACAACAGAGACUCUUUUAUCCAGUUAAAUAAUGAAAUCGACGUUUACUGGCCUGAUACAGCUCAUAAUGCUGUUCAGAAAAGGAUAUUAACUGGACGAAUGGGCGAGGAGCCGCUUGUUGGGGAUCACGUAGCUGAAACGUUCAUUGAUAUUUAGUUCACCAUCAGUUUCAUCCAGGGCUGUACAUUACAGUAAAAUACUGUGUUCAGAUCCGUGCUCACAGACACAUCCCCACACAUCCCGAUGCCUUCCUGGAUGUUCUGUGUUUCUCUGCUGCAUUUUACCAUGUGGGAUCAUCUGUUUUUUAUGUUCCUUUUCCCCUAGGUGUAUGUUCUGUAUAUUGGCAUUUUUUUGUACUAUAAUUGGGUGAGAAUGUGAACGGAGGGGCAAAUGUGCAGUUGUACGUUUUUACUUUCAUGUGAAGCAAACAGUGAGAAGGUGCUUUACUGUGGUGUGAUGACUUGAUCAUUGUUAGUUGGCCUCAUUGGAAAAGGAUGUUACGUUAAACCGUCAGACAGAAGUGGAGGAAGAGUUUUUAUUAAAGGAGCAGUUCACUCAAAAUACAUAAAAAAAACCUGAGAGAAAAAUGUUGAGAGAAAAUCUCAACAUUCGGACGCAAACUAAGACUAUAUGCAUACCGUGAUGCAAAUAGUGUUACUGUGACAAAUGUUUGUAGUUUAGGUGAACUGACCCUUUUAACCUGCCAUCUCUGCUUGUACCAUUUGGUAACAGCCCCUUUCCACUCGGCCAACUAAGACUCCAAUCUAAGUGUGUACUUGACUCAGCAUAGUACUGAUUCUCACCUGAGGUUGUAAGACGAAAAGUAAAAUAAAAAAAAUGUUUCUGUGUGAAAACAUUUUGCUACAUAAAAAAUAUAAAAUACUGAACAAUUCUUAUCAAGCAA